Messenger RNA from Cylindrotheca closterium, 1107 nucleotides. The record is from the annotation of a GenBank genome assembly. Lineage: Eukaryota; Bacillariophyta; Bacillariophyceae; Bacillariales; Bacillariaceae.
AUGAUGAACCUUGCAUUGUUGACGGUGUUGGUGGCUCUCCAAACGACUAUUUUCUUUGUUGAGGGCUUUCAGCCUGUCAAGACUAUGAUUCGUGGCGGAAAGCAAACCUUUCCACGCUCUACCAACUCUCCCUACACUUCAACAACAACAACAAGAACCACCAUCAAAAUGUCAGCUACUGGAUUUAUUGGAAUCGGAAUCAUGGGUGAAGGUAUGGCUGCACGCCUUUUGUCUGAAGGGGUCGCAGGAAGUGAGGAUAAUCCUUUGGUAAUCUGGAACCGUACCGGAGCCAAGUGCACUGCCCUUGCCGAAAAAUUCCCCGACAAGAAAGUCAUUGUCAAGGCCACCGCCAAGGAAGUUGUCGAAGCUUGUGGAGUCACCUACUCCAUUUUGUCUACUCCUGAAGCUAGUAAGAUUGUGUUCGAGGCAGAAACUGGUGUUUUGGCUGGUGUCAGUGCUGGAAAGUCUAUCGUCGACUGUGCCACUUUAGCGGAAGCCGACAUGAUUCGCAUGAACGCUGCUGUCACUGGAAAGGGAGGCCGAUUCUUGGAGGCUCCAGUAAGUGGAUCCAAGGCUCCUGCCGCCAACGGUGUCCUUAUUUUCCUCUGCGCUGGUUCCAAGGAUCUUUUUGAUGAAAUCAAGGACACUGGACUUGCAGCCAUGGGAAAGGCAAGCCACUUCUUUGGAGAUACUGUUGGAUUCGGUACUCGCGCAAAAUUGGUAGUCAAUUCUCUCAUGGGAACCAUGUUGGCUGCCUUUGGAGAAGGAAUUGCCCUCAGUGAAUCUGUCGGAUUGGAUCCAUCCACGAUGAUCGAAGUCAUUGGUCAAGGAGCAAUCCAAAGUCCAAUGUUCAACUUGAAGGGACCCAAGAUGAUUAAGAAGGAUCACUCUCCCAACUUCCCAUUGAAACACGCCCACAAAGAUAUGGCUUUGGCAUGCGACAUGGCCAAGACCGCUGGUGUUGAAUAUUCCGUUAUGGAGCAAGCAGAAAAGAUGUUCCGAGCUGCUCGGGAAGAUGCUGAUUUGAAAGUCGCCGACGAAGAUUUCAGCGCCGUCUUUGAAAAGAUCCACAAGGAAAGCACAAGUGAAUUCUCAAAGAAGCGUUAA